AGUUCCGAAUUAGUCCGCAAACGCGUUCGUGAAUUACCAAUCACUCAUAUCAGAUCAGUUAAAAAAUAUGACGAAUCAAAAAUUGCUAAGAAAAUCUUUUUGGCAUAUCGAGUUGCUUCUGAAAUUGAACGGGCUGCUACCGGGAGAAAGAUAUCAAAUACUGUACUCGUUCUAUGCCUAUGGCCUGCUGUUCGUUUUCAAAAUCCUAUUCCCCAUUCUGGGUUACACUUUCAUUUACAAGGCGGAUCCCAGCGAAAGGAUGGUCUUGAUUGGCAAUUCUUUCGUCUACAUAGAAGUGUUGGUGUUGGUAUUCAAACACUGGCCCUUCAUCACUGACCCGGAUUUGACCAAAAGGCUCAUGAAUCAAUGGAACGAGAAUAUUUUCAACACGGAAGUGGAAAUUGAUAAGCAUAUCAUCGAGGAAUCGAUGCGACAACGUAAAAUCAAACAUAACGUGUAUUUCUAUACGGCUCUUUCAGCGCCUAUUAUGAUGUUGAUAAACGUCAUACUUUCCGAUCACAGCGAUUUAAAAUUGCCUAUUUGGACGCCAGUAGAUGUUUUAAAUAGUACCAGUUGGUAUGUUUGGACUAAUGCCUUCGUUUUUUCAGCGUACUUACACGGGGUAUUAGGACAUUUUAGCGUUGAUAUGCUCAUUGUCAGUUACAUGUUGUACUGCGUAGCGCAGCUUAAACUCAUCAAGUACAAGUUGGAGAAUAUGGAGCAAUAUUUGGAUACAGAUUUAACUACGCCUGAUCAAAUAGGUCUUGAUGAUCUGGUCCAAAAGAAAAUUUAUGCACAAAUCACGCAAUGUGUCAAACAUUACGAUGCUGUUUUUCGAGCACAACAAUCGGAGAUGCCAUUCUCAGAAGUCAAUGGUACAAAUACGACAUAAAGUCCAAAAGAUCUCUAAUGAUUUUAAUUGAACGAUCAAAAAGACCCAUUAAGUUUACGGCUGGUAAACUAAUUGAUUUGUCAUUGGACACGUUUGUUGUCAUGGUCAAACGAGCAUAUUCACUACUCGCUCUGCUUAAAAAUGUCAAUUAGAUUCGGAUAAAAAAGGAAACAGCCUGGCAAGAAAUGGACCUUAAUAUUUUUCACAUAAUUUUAAGAAUUUCUAUAUGCACUUAAUUGUGUUUUAAAUUGUGCAGUAGACAGUUAUAAGAAUCACAUUUAUUAGUAUUGUAGUAUUUGGAAUGAGUUAAAAGUGUUUAAUUUAAGUAAAAAUUUAUUUGUACGAGUUACAUUACUUAAUGGAAAAGAAAGUAAUCUAAUUAAAAGUUGUAGGCUAUAUUUUGCACGUUAAAAUUAUUAAUGUACACUAAACAAUGCCAAAAAAAUACAUAAAUUUAAACAU
Phyllotreta striolata is the source of this 1354-nucleotide messenger RNA. Lineage: Eukaryota; Metazoa; Arthropoda; Insecta; Coleoptera; Chrysomelidae. The record is from the annotation of a GenBank genome assembly.